ACAUCAACAGCCGCCAUGUUUGUUGGUUGUGAAGAAAUGAAUUUGCUGAAAUUUUAUGUUUUAUUUCACUUCUAAAACGACUAUUUGAUUCGGGAUAUCGGUAAGGUUGUACCUCUAAGGUUCGUUUUUGGUUUCAGAGGUUCAUAUGGUGACUUCAUGCCUGAUUUGAAGGAGGAAUUUUGUUAAACAAAAAUCCUCUCUGCCGCGGUGCUUUGUGGCAGCGGCUGGCGAUUGGAUCGCUAGGUCGACGUGAAGUCGGCGAUGUCCGUCAUCAUGGUGCAAAAGUGAAAUCGUGCAAAGACACCGAUCCGGACGCGUGGACGAAAGUUGAAAUUUUCUGUGACAUUGUUUUUCCUCACGUGUUUUACAAGUGUUCUCCUCAACGAUGCAUGGGAUGAAAAUAGUCCUGCAAUUCCUGAAAUUAGUAAAAUCUUAGUGCUGAGUUGAUUGUAAACAUGGCCGACCAUCAACUCGGGCCUCCGGCCAACAAGAAACCAAGAAUCGGAUCGCCAUCGUUGAACACUCCAAGCGAUAAUAAUGAGUUCAACUUUGGAAACCUCAAUUUUGACGGGAUUGUGAAUGAAUUACCAGAUGAUUUGGAUGGGCUGCAGGGCACUUCCGGUGAUGGCCAGACACCUCAGGGCAGUCAGGACACGAGCAUGGGGGGCUCGUUGUCCCAGUUGCUGUCGAGGUCAACCCCAAAUUCACAGACUUCUCUGCCGUUACCAGUCAAUAGUGCUGGUGGUAUCCAGACAAGUAGAAGCCCUGGCAUGGGUGCAAUGAUGAAUAUGGGAAUGGGCAAGAACCCAAUGUCGAACAACCUGGCAGCAACACUGGCGAACAAAGCAGCCACAUCCUCACAUAUGAACAUGAACGAUGCGCUUGUCAGUAGCGCCUCAUUCACCAUAUCAGGAACUAAUGCUGGUCCAAUGGGUGGAGUUACUAACACCAUGGGGAUGAAUCCCACUAUGGGUAAUCCGCAAAUGAUUGGGAGUGUGGGAAGUCUGAAUAUGAAUCAGCAGAUGCCAAAUCAAAUGAUGAAUGGUCCUACCAGUUUCCCUGGUAACAUGGGUCAAAUGAGAGCCAUGCAGGGGAACAAUGUGAAUCCUUCCACAUCCAUGCAAGUGCCACAGACUGGUAUGAUGCAAAGUCCUGGGAUGCCUCAGAUGCAAGGUCAUCAAGGAAUGCCUGGACACCCAAAUAUGAACAUGCCACAGAACCCACCUCAAAAUAUUCGGCCUGGACAACCCACUGGAAGUGGUACUUCCGGUCCACGUCAAGCAGCUGGAGAGCCAGAUAAAAGCAAACUCAUCCAGCAGCAGUUGGUCCUGCUUCUGCAUGCUCACAAGUGUCAGAGGAGAGAGCAGAACAACAUUGAGCAAGAGUGCAAGCUGCCAUACUGUCGGACCAUGAAAAAUGUUCUGAACCACAUGACGACCUGCAACAAGGGAAAGUCUUGUGAAGUUGCCCAUUGUGCUUCAUCUCGUCAAAUAAUCACUCACUGGAAAAACUGCCUACGUCAAGAUUGCCCUGUUUGUUUUGCUCUGAAGAUUGCAGACAAACGAAAUACCCAAGGCCAGAGUGUCAAUCAAACGUCUACUAUGACUGCACCAAACGCUGCUGACCCUGCAACGAUGAAGAGAGCAUUUGAGUCUCUAGGUCUCCAGUACAACCAGAAUACCCCAGCUCACAAUGCUGCUCAGCAUGGUCAUCCCCAGAUGAAUGCUAUGCAGAACGAUGCUGGUCAAAUCAACAAAACGAACAUGCCGAAUCAGCAAGGUCCAAAGGUUGUCCCAGAUCAAUCAAGUAGUCCAAUGAGCAUGUUGCCUGUGCCACCCACGGGACAACUGCCUCAGACGAUUCAACCACAGAGUGGCACCCAGCUGGCAUCUGCAACAGCUCAAGCAGCUGCCAUGGGGAAUGCCCCUGAUAUUGUCAAAUCCAUCCCCGUGUCCAGCAGAAAAGACUGGCAUGCCCAAGUGACCCAGGAUCUUCGCAAUCACUUGGUUCACAAGCUGGUGCAAGCUAUUUUCCCAACUCCUGAUCAAGCUACCCUCCGUGACAGUAGGAUGAAAAAUUUGGUUGCAUAUGCUAGGAAAGUAGAAGGAGACAUGUAUGAAUCUGCGAACAAUAGGGGUCAGUACUACCAUUUGCUCGCUGAGAAGAUCUACAAAAUACAGAAAGAGCUGGAGGAGAAGAGAAUUCAGAGGAUGAAAGUGCAAAAUGCUCCGAAUGCACAGGUUCCUGGAAUGCAAGGCCAGAUUCAUCCAAAUGCUCAAAAUGGUCCAAACAAUGUACAAGGUAAUGCAUUCUUCAAUGAGAUGAAUAAUCUUCCGAUGCCCAAUCAGCAGCAGAUCCAGCCACCUCAAGGACAGCUCAAGAUGAAGUGGUCAAACAUGCGUGCGACACCGCCACCAGUACAGAUGCCUGGCGUGGCCACUUCAAGCACUAUGACUAUGAAUGCUGCCCUGGCAGACUCCCAACAGCAAUUUGACGCCAUCAAGCGUUCCAUGCCCCAGCAGCCAGGCGGGAUGAACCGCCUCAUGAUGCCCAGUGCUACAGCAACGUCCACCCACCAGUCCCCACAGCAGCCACUUUUGCACCAGCAACUCAACUCACAAGCACAAGUAGUUCAGUCUCAGGCUUCCAACCAGUCUGCCAUGUCCACACCCCAACAGUCCAACCUUCAGAAUCACAUGAACUCAACACUGCCCGAUGUAUUGGGUGGUGUCAACAAUCAACGAAUGACAGGAACGCCAACCGUCGGUGGCUCAUUAGACAGUGUGGUGGCUACAAGUGGUGUCCAUGUUGCGACCUCCCAACAGUCUCUCAUUCAGUUGGCGGGCCCAGCUGCUGCUACUCCAGUUAGUCAACCUCAUUUACCGAUAUCCAGAGCAUCUCAACUGAAUGGACAGACCCCAACCCAAGAUCUUAGUAAUGAACUAUCUCAAGUGACUGAUGACCUUAUGAAAUCAGAGUCAAAUAACAAGGACACUGCAUUAUCAGAGAGCAGUCAGAAUCUGUCUAGUCUGUUGUCUGCUGCUUCACCAUCAACGUUAUCACUCACGACUAUGACACCAUCAGUUGUCACAUCAUCUACCACCGUGUCUUCCAUGCUCAACCUGCCACAAAAAGGUGAUGUUAAGACCGAGUCGUCAACUGAUGUGAAAGUCAAACAAGAAGUAGAAGUGAAGGAAGAGAAGAUGGACACAGGUAAAUCCGAGUCGGAAGUGAAACCUGAGCCUGACUCCAUAAAAGCUGAGAAUGAAACUUCUAGUCCGAAGUUGGAUAACCUUGACGAGAGCUCUCAGGCGAGCAUUGAGGAGAAACCAGCUUCUGUUGGAGAUGCAUCAAAUAACUCUGCAGCUUCCACACCAAAACCAAGGUGCAAGAAAGUUUUUGAUAAAGAUGAGCUUCGCCAAGCAUUGAUGCCUACCCUUGAGAAACUCUUCAAGCAAGACCCAGAAUCUCUUCCUUUCAGACAACCAGUCGACCCUGUUGUCCUCCAUAUACCAGAUUACUUUGAUAUUGUGAAAAAACCCAUGGAUCUCUCAACAAUAAGACGGAAGUUGGAUUCGGGACUGUACUCAGAUCCAUGGGAAUAUGUUGAUGAUGUGUGCUUGAUGUUUGACAACGCUUGGCUUUACAACAGGAAGACAUCAAGAGUGUACAAGUAUGCCUCCAAGCUUUCUGAGGUGUUCGAGAGUGAGAUUGACAGUGUCAUGCAGUCAUUGGGCUAUUGCUGUGGGCACAAGUACGUCUUCUGCCCUCAAGUUCUCUGUUGUUACGGCAAACAGCUGUGUACAAUCCCAAGAGAUUCUAUGUACUACAGCUACCAAAACAGAUAUGUUUAUUGUGAAAAGUGCUUCAACGAAAUCCAAACAGAUGAAGUUGAGUUAUCUGAGGAUCCAACACAGCCAAUGACGAAAAUCAGAAAGGAUCAGUUCGACAGAGUAAAGAAUGAUCAGUUGGAUUAUGAACCGUUUAUUGACUGCCAAGAAUGUGGUCGCAGAUGGCAUCAGAUAUGUGCUUUGUGGUUUGAGUCUAUCUGGCGUGAAGGUUGGUCAUGUGAUUCUUGUCUCAAAGCAAAGGGGGUGAAGAGGAAGGAGAACAAGUUCACAUCAAAAAAGCUUCCCACCACAAAGCUGGGAACAUAUCUGGAAAACAGAGUGAACAACUUCCUUCGCAAAAAAGACAGCGGUGCUGGUGAAGUGACCAUUCGGGUGCUUUCCAGUUACGACAAAAUGACAGAAGUAAAACCACUCAUGAAGAAAAGAUUCGGAAAUGAUAUGGAGGAUUCAUAUCCAUACAGAGCAAAAGCUAUGUUUGCUUUUGAAGAAAUAGAUGGAGUGGAUGUUUGUUUCUUUGGCAUGCACGUGCAAGAAUAUGGGUCCUCUUGUCCUGGACCAAACACAAGGAGAGUGUAUAUUUCAUAUUUGGACAGUGUUCACUUUUUCAAACCAAGGCACCUGCGUACAGCUGUGUACCAUGAGAUCCUUAUUGGCUAUUUGGAGUACGCCAAGACUCUGGGAUACACCACGGCUCACAUUUGGGCCUGUCCACCCAGUGAAGGUGAUGAUUACAUCUUCCAUUGCCAUCCUCCAGAGCAGAAAAUACCCAAGCCAAAGAGACUGCAAGAGUGGUACAAGAAAAUGCUAGACAAAGCCAUAAUUGAUCGAGUGGUUGUGGACUACAAGGACAUAUUCAAAGAUGCCAUAGACAGUGGUAUUAGCUCUGCUAAGGACCUUGCUUACUUUGAAGGUGACUUUUGGCCAAAUGUGAUUGAGGAGAGCAUCAAGGAGCUUGACCAAGAGGAAGAGGAGAAAAGGAGAAGGGAAGAAGCAGAGGCAGCAGCUGCUGAGGCCGAGGCUCAGGACACUGUGGAAGAGACGACAGAUGCGGUAUGUUCUGAUGUUGCGGGGACGAAGAAGGGUGAAAAGAAAGGCCAACGAAACAAGAAAGCCAACAAAAGCAAAGGCAGCGCAAGGAAAAACAACAGAAAGACCAAUCUGCCUCAGGGAACCAAUGAUCUCACCGCCAAGUUGUAUAAUCACAUGGAAAAGCAUAAAGAAGUUUUCUUUGUGAUCAGACUGCACAACCAGCAGAUUGCUGCCUCGUUGCCUCCCAUCACUGAACCUGACCCUGCCAUGAGCUGUGAGCUGAUGGAUGGGCGUGAUGCAUUCCUUACCACUGCCAGAGAGAAGCACUACGAGUUCUCGUCUUUGCGAAGGGCAAAGCUGUCCUCCAUGGCCCUCUUGUAUGAACUGCAUAAUCAAGGCAAAGAUGCGUUUGUGUACACAUGCAACAGUUGCAAAGCAGCUGUGGAGACGCGCUACCAUUGCUCCACAUGCGAUGAUUUUGACCUGUGCGUCCCAUGCUACAACAAGGAGGGCCAUCACCACAAGAUGACCAAGCUUGGCCUCGGUCUGGAUGACAUUGCCAGCUCUGACAAAGAGGAAAAUCCACAAGAAUCUCGCCGCAAAUCCAUUCAGCGCUGUAUCUCGUCUCUGGUUCAUGCCUGCCAGUGCCGGAACGCCAACUGCCGCAUGAACGCCUGCCAUAAGAUGAAGCGUGUUGUGGGUCACACCAUGAGCUGUAGGCGGAAGACCAACAAUGGUUGUCCGAUCUGCAAGCAGUUGAUUGCGCUGUGCUGCUACCACGCCAAGCACUGUGUGGAGAACAAGUGCCAGGUCCCAUUCUGUGCUCAGCUCAAACAGAAGCUGAAGCAGAAACAGCUGCUGACCACCCUUCAUCAAGCUCAAAUGCUCAGGCGUCGUGUUGCCAUCAUGACGGGAACUACAAACACAAGUACCAACAAUGGGCCUUCCAGUGCCACUCCGUCGUCGCAGGAUUCUCCCCCUCAGUCAACGGCGUCGCAGCCCUCCUUCACAAGUGGCAGCGUGGGCAAAGCCCCUGGUGCCCCGCCUCCACGCGGGGCCCUCAUCGCAGCCCAGGAAGCCCAAGUGCAGGCUGAGGCACAGAGACAAGGGGCUGGGGUGCCAGCCAUCAACUCCAUAGGAAAAGGUGCUAUGCAGCCUCCUAUCCGACCUGCGGCCCCAGCAAUUGUGCCUUCAACAGGGAAGCCAAUGAGGCCCCAGCAGGCGUGGCCACCUUCGUACCCGCAGGCACCUUCCCAGCAGCCUCGGCCAAACAUGGCGCGGGAUGUUCGUAUGCAAGGAAUGCAGCCCCACCCGCAGCAACAACCGCAGCAGCAGCAGCCGGUCCCCACCAUGGGGCCCAGCACGGGGAACGCUACUGCUGGACCUGCUGCGGCUGGGGGUGCCGGGGCCACCCCAAUUGGACCCGCUGUGCACACCAUGUUGCGAGCAUUUAAAAAUCAACACCUCUCGCAGAGUGAGUGGCUGGACUUGUUGAGGAAAAACCCCCAACUCAUGGCUCAGGUGCUCAAACUGAAGAACGAGAAAGCGAGAAUGCAGCAGGCGCAGCAGCAGCAACAGCAACAACAACAACAACAGCACCCGCAGGCACAGCAGCAGCAGAUGCACGGCAUGCCCAACAUGGGGCAGCCGAUGCCUCAGCAGGCCGGUGGUCAGAUGCAGCAUCAGCAGCAGAUGAGAAACCAAAUGAACCAAAUGAUGCAGCACCAGUACAGACAGCAGCACAUUCAACAGCAACCACAACAACAAACUUCACAGCUUAACCAGUUUGCUCAGCCCCAGCAGCCAUUUGUUCAGCGACCGCGCAUGAACUUCCCCCAACAGACAUUUCAGAACGACACUGGACAUAACAUGCAUCAGUUUCCGCAGCAGCACAUGAUGCAGCAUAGACAGCCCAUGAGCCCUCAGUUUAUGUUAGCACAGCAAGCCAAUCCCUCGAGCCAGCAAAUGCUGAAUCAAGUUCGUUCUCCCCCUGCAUCUGCCGCAGGACUGCCCCAGACAGUUCGUUCUCCGCAGCCAACGCCAUCACCUCGCCAGCAACCCAUUCCAUCCCCCCGACAGCUUCAACAGUCCCCACACCACAAUAUAGUCAACAACCAGUCCCCCCUUCAUGGCAUGGGAGUUGGUCAGGACACAUCACAGUUGAGCAAUGACCACGUCAUGUUGUCCUCGUUUCAAACUCACACCACCAUGACCCAACUGCAGAACUCGGAUGUAAGCAUGGGUCAGCAGGACAAUGAGGUGGCCCCCUUGACACCUCAGGACAAGCUGGCUAACUUUGUCAACCAAAUUUAAAAACUGUUAAUUCCCCCACCCAACCCACCCGCCACCCAGGUUCGUGUGAAUAGUCAUCCUAUUUAUCUCUUUGAAAUUUUUUCUAAUGUGUAUAAAAGUUCUUCUUUAUGUAUGAGAAUGCUCGGUUUACUGAACAAAUUGUGAUCAAUGAUUCUCCCCCCCUCCCCU
Molecule: messenger RNA, 7361 nt
Organism: Aplysia californica (California sea hare)
Lineage: Eukaryota; Metazoa; Mollusca; Gastropoda; Aplysiida; Aplysiidae
Gene: CBP
Product: CREB-binding protein
Biological process (GO): positive regulation of transcription by RNA polymerase II
Cellular component (GO): histone acetyltransferase complex; transcription regulator complex
Molecular function (GO): histone acetyltransferase activity; transcription coactivator activity; chromatin DNA binding
Source: RefSeq, marked validated